AUGGCAUUGAGAGAUCAUGACUAUGUCAUUCCAGCAAAUCACGAAGAAGUCGGUGUUCCAAAUCUCAACCUCUUCCUACAAGACCACAACUACGCCCAACGUCCUGCUGCCAUUCAGAUUCAAGAAGAACAAGAAGGAAAUCAACGACAAGCAGAAGAAAAAGAAGAAGAUCAACAACAGCAACAACAAGGAGAUCAACCUCAGGCAGAAGGAGAAGAUCAACCACAGGCAGAAGAACAAGAAGAUCAGCCACAGGCAGAGGAACAAGAAGAAAAUCAGCCACAAGAAGAAGGAGAAAAAGAACAACAACAAGCAAGAACAUAUAGGACAAUCCCUGGCAUUCGGCUCAACUCAAAAUUUUAUGUUGAUAAUUUUGGGUAUAAAUAUUAUAAAAAAAAGUUACUCAUCAAUAGAAUCAAGGCACUGUUAUAG
Messenger RNA from Aphis gossypii (cotton aphid), 432 nucleotides. Its product is annotated as ataxin-8-like. The coding region runs from base 1 to 432 and encodes 143 amino acids. The transcript has a single exon. NCBI's taxonomy places the organism in Eukaryota, Metazoa, Arthropoda, Insecta, Hemiptera, Aphididae. The record is from RefSeq and is a predicted model, not a curated record.